AAAUGGAUACUCCUGAUAGUUCCUCUUUUCUGUUCAAGAUGCAUUCUGCAGUGACACAGGGUUCGAUAGGCUUAGGGCUGAUUUCUGCAACCUCUCCUUCAUGCUGAACAAAGCAUUACUUGCCACUGCAGGGAACCUAUCAGGACGACAAAGCAGAAUUCACUACUCUUGACCAAAACAUUAAUAAGGAAGACUAUUACAUAUGGAUUAGGUUCAAUCUGUUUCUUUGUGCAUGAAAACUCAAUACCCACCAGAGAUGUGUGAGCUGUUGGAAUGAAUGUGUAUAAGAUUUAGUAGGCCUACUUGUCAAGUCAAAUAUAUAAUCAUGUGUAGUUCUGAGACACUUCUUGGAGUUUGAGCCUUUGACCUUUGAUAAAACAUUUAUUACACAAAGACAUAGCUCACUCGCUAUUUGAACUUGGAGGUUGUAAAUUCAGAGCUUAUUUAAAAAUAGCUUAUUUAUCUAAAGUUAUCAUUCACUUCAUCAUUUGUUGAGGAACACCCACAGAGAGACUUCUUGCGUCUGGUUUGAAAAGGGCAUUGCUUUACCACAGAAAUUUCAACCCAACAUUAAAUACAGGAAGUAUCCUCCGACCCACUCCUUGCUCAACAAGUUGACCGUUUUACAGCUGUGUUAUUUCAGAUGUCAUACGACAAAAAGACUCAGGUUCAACCAUGUCCUUCAUUUUGGAAUCACACAAAAUGGUGGUCAGUCGAGGCACUGCCUCUCCUCUACGGAAGUCAAACAAUGUGCGCUGGUAUGUGGACACUGUCCCCACAUCCCCCUAUCUAAGUCCACCACACGGACACUGCACUGACACAGAAAGCAGCGGGGAAGAAAAGAGCACAGGGCAGUCCUCUCAUGAUGAUGAUGAUGAUGAAGGACACGUUAAGAGUAAUGAAGCACCCGGGAGUUACUUAAACAGGGAUGACCCCUCUCUGCUGACCCCAGGUGAUGACCAAUAUCACCUGCCCAGAAGUAGCCCCGUUAUCUCCCACAGGAGGAAGUCCUUAACAUGGCAUGGAGAUACAGGGCUGUCUCUGUCUGCAUUGCCCCCUACUACUGUGGCCCCUCUGGGUCUUAGUAGUGACCCCCCAUCAACAUCUGACCAAUAUCAUCUUCAUCUUACUGAGCCCCCACUGGCAGCAGAGAGGUCAACUGGUACUGUAAAGGCAGAGUCUACCCCCUGUCCCUGUCCUACUAUAUCUCAGUCACAUAAGCCACGUUGUGUCUCCAUCUCUGCCAACCUGAACCGCCUGCUUACCAGCGGGCUCCAUCUGCCCUUCAGGGGCUCCCAGGGGCCAGGGCUGGACCAGGCGGAGGGUCCCCGACUACGCUCAACCUCUGAUGCCCAUCCACAAUUAGUGCCUAUUAAGGAUAAAAGACAAAGUGAUAUUACACACUGCUCUGCAGACAUUAUCAAGACUGGCUGUGACCUGGACAAGGAGAAUGCUCAUUUUAUAGUGGUGGACAUGGUGCUGGAGGCCUUGGAGGGGGUGAAGUGGGCUGUGAGUCUGAGUCAGAAGAGCUGUGGGGCUAUGGGGAACCAUACAGAGGCCUCAGAGGACUCAGGGGCCCAAAUCGGCAUCCACCCCUCAAAGACACGCUCUCUUGUUUCCACUGACAGUGGAUAUGAAGGUUGUGGCGCAAACAAUAGACCAAUAACCAGAGGUGCUAAUAUGUCCUUUAAAAGUUCCCUGGGUUUUCCCAUAAUGCGCUGCUCUGCUGAGGGCCUAGCCCAGCAGCUGGUGUGUGACUUCAGGAAGCAGUGGUUUCCCACACAGGAGCUGAAACGCGGCCGUCAGAGCAUCAGAACCUCGCUGCAGGAACUUCCUGGAGGGGUUUGUAUGGUGAGUGAUGCCCGUCUUAGUCUGAGUGAGGAGAUCAGACAGAGAACCAGGAUGAGGGGAACUCUGAACUGGGCCCCGCCCCGGUUCCAGAUCAUCUUCAGCGUCCACCCCACCCAGAGGCGCAGUGAGGUUGUUGCCUCCCAGCACUUCCUCUGUGCAGGCUGUGGAACUGAAAUAGAACCCAGAUACAUCAAGAAGCUGCGCUACUGUGAAUACCUGAGCAAGUACUUCUGUGACUGUUGCCAAGGCGGUGCUGAGUCUGUGAUCCCAGGCCGGGUGCUGACCCAGUGGGACUUUGGAAGGUACCCAGUCAGUGAUUUUUCCAAGCAGCUGCUGGACUCUGUGUGGCACCAGCCUCUCUUUGACCUGACCUGUGUUGGCAAGACCCUUUACAGCAGGGUGCGAGAACUGGACAGGUUCAUGGACCUGCAGGAGCAACUACUAGGCAUUAAAAGACUGCUGAAAGCAUGCAGAUUAUCUGAGGGGGUUCUGAAGGAGUUUGAGCAGCUUCCUGAUCACCUGACACAAGAGCCACACCUGUUCUCCAUGGAUGACCUCCUGAGGGUAAAACGGGGUCAGCUGGUGCCGCUGGCCAGGGCCGUGCUCCGGGUGGCCAUCGCCCACGUGGAGAGCUGUCAGGUAUGCCUGGCUAGAGGCUUCAUCUGUGAGUUCUGCAAGCAGAAGGAUGUGUUAUUUCCCUUCCAGAGUGAGACCUGCACACGCUGUCAAGUGUGCAAGGCCUGUUUCCACAAAGACUGCUUCAGAGAUGAGGAGUGCCCUAAAUGUACACGGAUCCAAUGUCGAAAAAAUCUUAUGGACACGUUCUGCCUCUAGAGUACAUGUUGGAAGUGUGGGAAAAUAUCCUCACAUUCUUACAUGUGUUUGUCUUUUGAAUCUGAAUACAGAGUAUUCCAAAUAAUAAAAUGCUGUGCAUUGAAAUGUAA
Oncorhynchus keta (chum salmon) is the source of this 2795-nucleotide messenger RNA. RefSeq names its product rubicon like autophagy enhancer (gene rubcnl). The transcript has 13 exons. Gene Ontology annotation, biological process: autophagosome-lysosome fusion; autophagosome-endosome fusion; autophagosome maturation. Gene Ontology annotation, molecular function: phosphatidylinositol phosphate binding. The record is from RefSeq and is a predicted model, not a curated record. Gene Ontology annotation, cellular component: autophagosome membrane; intracellular membrane-bounded organelle. NCBI's taxonomy places the organism in Eukaryota, Metazoa, Chordata, Actinopteri, Salmoniformes, Salmonidae. The coding region runs from base 676 to 2685 and encodes 669 amino acids.